AUGGUUUUUGAGUGGCUAGAUGAGGGCAAGUUCCACCGCGUUCCUAAGCUGGAGCCCGGUCCUCCCAACGUCUACUUUGGCGAUGUUUUCUCUUCGGCUUCACAAGAUGCCCCGAACCUCUUGGCUGGAUCCAUGUUUCUCCUUGAACAAAUCGAUAACCCCGAACCGGCCCCCUUGUACGACUAUGACGAAACAGGAGUAGUGCUAAAAGCAAAUGCUGAGAAUUUCCCGGUUCGGUUGUUCGUAGGCGAGCUGCACCUCGAGGAUGAGAAGGGAAACACAGCUAAGCUGUUCCCUGGAGACACCUUCUUCAUUCACCGUGGAAGCAGCAUCAUCUUCUCUACGCCCCGGUACGCCGUGGCUUACAAAGUUGGCGCUCGCCCCAAAAUGCACUAA
Penicillium coprophilum is the source of this 396-nucleotide messenger RNA. RefSeq names its product Ethanolamine utilization EutQ. The coding region runs from base 1 to 396 and encodes 131 amino acids. The record is from RefSeq and is a predicted model, not a curated record. NCBI's taxonomy places the organism in Eukaryota, Fungi, Ascomycota, Eurotiomycetes, Eurotiales, Aspergillaceae. The transcript has 3 exons.